CAAAUAACAUGAAAAUCUCUUAUAUUAUUCUUUGCAGAACACCUGACCAGUGUCCCAGUGUGGUGUCUCUAUUGGCUGAGAGCUACAACCCUCACGUGCGAUAUGGAGCAGCCAUGGCUCUAGGCAUUUCCUGUGCUGGUACAGGGAACAAGGAAGCUAUUGCUCUUUUGGAACCGAUGACCAAUGAUCCCGUUAACUAUGUUCGCCAGGGAGCGCUUAUCGCCUCCUCUCUUAUUUUGAUUCAGCAGACUGAAGUUACUUGCCCCAAGGUUAAAGACUUUCGGCAACUAUACAGUAAAGUUAUUAGUGACAAACACGAUGACGUCAUGGCAAAAUUUGGCGCAAUUUUAGCUCAGGGUAUUAUUGACGCAGGUGGACGUAACGUAAGUAUAAGCUUGCUGUCUGGAACUGGCCACACCAACAUGGAAGCAGUGGUUGGGAUGUUGAUCUUUACCCAGUACUGGUAUUGGUUUCCAUUGUCCCACUUCAUCUCGUUGGCGCUCAAGCCCACUGGCUUAAUUGGACUCAACGUCGACCUCAAGGAUGACGAAAAGAAAGACGAAGGAAAAGAGAAAACCAAGGAUAAACCAAAAGAGAAAGCAGUAAAAACAGUAGAGGCUGAUAAGGAGAAAGAGAAGGAAGAGAAAAAAGAACCUGAACCAAAUUAUGAGAUCAUGUCUAACCCAGCACGAGUGAUGAAGCAACAACUGAAAGUGAUCCAGGCCAUUGAAGGAAGUAGAUAUGUUCCUCUUAAAGAUGUGAGUAUUGGCGGAAUCAUUAUUAUGAAGGAUACGAAACGAGAAGACCCAGAGGACCUGGUAGAACCUGUAGCAACGGGAGGCCCCAAGGUUGAAGAUGAGGAAGAACCAGAACCUCCAGAACCGUUUGAAUAUAUAGAAGAUUAAUAUACAACGCCAACAAGAAAAUAAUUUGUUUGUAGACUAAAACGUUUAUUCAAAUUUAGCCCUUACUAAAAAGUAUCAUUGUUUUUGCUCUAUUUAAUUCCAGCAAAUAUUUCGAGGGUUGUAGUUCAUUAAAUCUGACAACUCAAUUCAAGGUUUUUACUGUGCAACAAAGAUUUGUUUUAAUAUUUUGAGUUCGUUGUCAUGAAUGCUGUACUAGUUAUGUCGUUAUAAAAUUGGACUUGUGCACUUGUA
Messenger RNA from Limulus polyphemus (Atlantic horseshoe crab), 1157 nucleotides. Its product is annotated as 26S proteasome non-ATPase regulatory subunit 1-like. The transcript is spliced from 8 exons. Bases 9 to 905 code for a protein of 298 amino acids. The record is from RefSeq and is a predicted model, not a curated record. Gene Ontology annotation, biological process: proteasome-mediated ubiquitin-dependent protein catabolic process. Gene Ontology annotation, cellular component: proteasome regulatory particle, base subcomplex; proteasome storage granule; nucleus. Lineage: Eukaryota; Metazoa; Arthropoda; Merostomata; Xiphosura; Limulidae.